AUGAAAGUAACAAGAGUGCUCCAGUCGAUCAAGAACGAGUCAAUCCCCAGGCCGCACAGUGUUCGUGUCCUCACGAUCAAGGAACUGGCGAACAUGGUUGUGUUCGAUUGUGCAGCCAAGUGUGCCGGGAUUGCUCUAGACGAUCGUCUGAAACGAGGCCCAGAUUUGACGACUCCGCUGAUGGAGAUGCUGUGUCGAUUUCGUCUAGGUUUAAAGUCCCCGAUGGGCAAACAGAUGCUCUACGGUUGUGGUGGUGGCCGGAUGGAGACCUAG
Messenger RNA from Echinostoma caproni, 273 nucleotides. Lineage: Eukaryota; Metazoa; Platyhelminthes; Trematoda; Plagiorchiida; Echinostomatidae. The record is from the annotation of a GenBank genome assembly.